AUGAAACAAUGUGAAAAAUGGAUUGCAUUAAUCCAAAGUGCAUAUCCGAAUAUAAAAAUACCUAAAAUUUUCCUCGUUUGUGAAGAUCAUUUUAACAAGGAUUACAUUUUAAGAAAAAAUGUAAUCAAGGAUUCAGAUGGAAACAUAAUAUUUGAGCGAGAAUUAUUAAAAACAAAAUUAAAAGAUGGGGCUAAUCCUUGCUUUACAUGUUCACAAGAAUUGGUAGAAGAUAUUAGAUCAAAUGAGGAUAGUAGUAAUGUAACUUUACCAAUGAAUCAAGACAAUGAAGAAAACUUGAUAGAAAGUAGCAGAUCAAAUCACGAUAGUAGUGAUAUAACUUUAAUAAUGGAUCGAGAUGAUGAAAAAAAUUUGGUAGAAGAAAAUGUAACUGUAUUAAUUAACACAUCUAUUUCAUCUCCUGUAUCUUCGUUAUUUGAGUUACAAUCAACUUCAUCUAUGUAUUGUGAAGAGCAAGGUUAA
Messenger RNA from Mycetomoellerius zeteki, 480 nucleotides. RefSeq lists its product as uncharacterized. NCBI's taxonomy places the organism in Eukaryota, Metazoa, Arthropoda, Insecta, Hymenoptera, Formicidae. The transcript is spliced from 2 exons. The record is from RefSeq and is a predicted model, not a curated record. The coding region runs from base 1 to 480 and encodes 159 amino acids.